CGGCGACAGCUGCUGAGCACUGGGGCUUCUCCCGUUGACUCAGCCCUGGCAGGAGGCUGCUGUCGCUGCCGCCCGUGCACCUCCUGCGCCGGAGAGCUGGCUCUGGGCACUGCUCCCUGCUGCUUUGCCCGCUCCUCCCGGGCUCUGCCGGGCGCAGGGUCCCGCAGCCCGCCUGCCAAGGGAAGCGCGCUGCACCGUACACGGUGGUUUCCUAUCGAUGUGGUUUUGCUGCUCCCUGUGAACCGCCCGCCAGCGUCUGUCGGUGUCCAGCCGCGGUGCCCCCCGAGGGCGUUACGAGAAGGGGGGAGGGACAGGUUGGCGAGCUUGGCGGGAGUAGCCACAUGCAUCUCCUCGUCCGCAAUGACUGCACCUGCGAGUGAAUGAAGCUGCUGCACUGAGGAGGGCCGAGAAAGACACGCAGCGGCUCCAGGGGUCCCGAUCAUCUUGCGGGUCUCAGCCUCCCCCCGCCUUAACCUCCCAAACCUGCUCCAUGCGGGAGCCGAAGAGGAUCUCCCCGCAUGCCCUUGUGGAGGCCCACUUCUGCACCCCCCACUGACAGGUACUGUGGGGCGGGGGCAGCCUGGCCCCUCUGUGUGCGUGUGUCUCCUCUCGCCUUCUCUUCCCAGGGAUUUAUUGGAUGAAGAUUUUUAUUCCUUUUUUUUUUUUUUUUUUUUGGUUGGUUGCUGGUCGGUCUGUGGGGUGGGAAAGGAGAGAGACUUCAGCUGACACGGUGCCUGUGCUACAGAGCUUCCCUCGCGUUACUCUCUGCCUCGUGGGGAAAUAUCCAGCUGUUCAUCUGAAGGGCAUUUACAUCAUGGUUUAGCGAGGGAUCUCCCACGAAAAAACUCCCCCUCCCUUUUUCUCUAGCUCCUUCCCCCCCCCCCCCUCCCCAAACUACGGACCCAAUACUUUAGGAAUAACCAUUCCAACUGGUUAUCUCCGGGCAGCGGAGACUGAUGGACAGUUACUCCACUCUGCAAUGAACGCACUACGUGAAAAAACCUUGAGUCAAAAUGAUCGCUACCUAGACGUCUGCAGCUACAGGAACUAUUAGCAAUGCAGUGUUUGGAGAUGACAACCAAAAGGAAAAUUAUUGGCCGUCUGGUGCCAUGCCGAUGUUUCCGGGGUGAAGAGGAAAUCAUCUCAGUGCUAGAUUACUCCCAUUGCAGCUUACAGCAGGUGCCAAAGGAGGUUUUUAAUUUAGAACGGACAUUAGAGGAGCUUUACCUAGAUGCCAAUCAAAUUGAAGAUCUACCUAAGCAAUUGUUCAACUGUCAAGCUCUACGUAAACUGAGUAUACCAGACAACGACCUUUCAAGCCUGCCAACCACCAUUGCUAGUUUAGUUAAUCUCAAGGAACUUGACAUCAGUAAAAAUGGGAUUCAAGAUUUUCCAGAAACUAUAAAGUGCUGUAAGUGUUUAACAAUUAUUGAAGCCAGUGUCAAUCCAAUUUCUAAGCUGCCAGAUGGUUUCACACAGCUUCUAAACUUGACCCAGCUCUACCUAAAUGAUGCCUUUCUGGAGUUUCUUCCAGCUAACUUUGGAAGACUUGUCAAAUUGCGUAUCUUGGAGUUAAGAGAAAAUCAUUUGAAAACUCUACCAAAGUCAAUGCACAAACUGACACAGCUGGAGAGGCUUGACCUAGGCAAUAAUGAGUUCUCUGAGCUGCCUGAGGUUCUGGAACAAAUACAAAACUUAAAGGAAUUGUGGAUGGACAAUAAUUCACUUCAGAUGCUGCCUGGGUCUAUAGGGAAGUUAAAGCAGUUGGUGUACCUGGAUAUGUCAAAAAACAGGAUAGAAACUGUUGACUUGGAUGUAUCAGGAUGUGAAGCACUUGAAGAUCUCCUAUUGUCAUCCAAUAUGUUACAACAACUGCCAGACUCUCUAGGAUUGUUGAAAAGGCUUACAACACUAAAAGUAGAUGACAAUCAGCUUACAGUACUGCCCAAUGCAAUUGGAAAUUUAUCUCUAUUAGAAGAAUUUGACUGCAGCUGUAAUGAACUGGAGUCCCUACCUUCUACCAUUGGUUACCUUCAUAGCCUGCGAACAUUAGCUGUGGAUGAGAAUUUCCUGUCUGAAUUGCCUAGAGAAAUUGGAAGCUGUAAGAACGUAACAGUUAUGUCCCUGCGCUCUAACAAGCUAGAAUUUCUUCCUGAUGAGAUUGGUCAGAUGCAGAAGCUGAGAGUGUUAAAUCUGAGUGAUAACAGACUGAAGAAUUUACCAUUCACUUUUACUAAGCUUAAAGAACUUGCAGCUUUGUGGCUAUCUGACAACCAGUCCAAAGCCCUUAUCCCUCUGCAAACUGAAGCUCAUCCAGAAACAAAGCAAAGAGUACUGACUAACUACAUGUUUCCUCAGCAACCCCGGGGUGAUGAAGAUUUCCAGUCAGACAGCGAUAGCUUUAACCCUACUUUAUGGGAGGAGCAGCGACAGCAGCGGAUGACUGUAGCCUUUGAAUUUGAAGAAAAAAAGGAAGAGGAGGAAAAUGCAGGAAAAGUUAAGGUUGAAAUAAAUCUAAAGCGUUAUCCAACUCCAUACCCAGAAGAUUUAAAGAACAUGGUAAAAUCUGUUCAAAAUCUGGUGGGCAAAACAAGCCAUGGAGUGAGGCCUGAGAACUCAACCCCAGCUGCCAACAAUGAGCAAACUAUGAAAGAAAAGUAUGAGCACAAGUGGCCUAUGGCAACAAAGGAGAUUUCAGUGGAGGAUUCCUUUGGACACCCUGCUAAUGACAUGAGGAUAGGAGAACUUCGCCCUUCAAUGGCUGAGGCUCCCUUGUACCAACCCAAACUUGUUCUUCUGGGUAAAGAAAAGAAAGAAUCAACAGAUGAAUCUGAAGCAGAUAAAAUCCACUGUCUCAAUAACAGUGUUUCCUCAGGCACUUACUCAGACUACUCACCUUCCCAAGCUUCCUCAGGGUCCUCUAAUGCUCGUGUUAAAAUGGGGUCCUUGCAAACAACUGCCAAAGAAGCAGUGAAUAAUUCUUUGUGGGGUAACAGGCUUGCGCAGUCUUUUCCACAGCCUCUUGAGACAAAGCCAUUACUCAGCCAGCUGGAAUCUGCUCCAAUGGGAAAUCUGCAGCAGCGCAAUGACAGGCAUGCAAUGAGUGACACUUUUGCUGACAGCUGGAAUGAUACCCCACACUAUGAUAACACAGGGUUUGUUGCAGAGGAGAGCACAGUGGAGAAUCCUAGCACUAACCCUCUCUUAUGCUCUAAAUCUAGAAGCACAUCUGCUCAUGGACGCAGGCCUUUAAUUAGACAAGACAGGAUAGUUGGCAUUCCCCUGGAACUUGAACAGCCUACACUCAGAAACACACCUGAAUCAGAAGUGCCUCCUCCCAAUCCUUGGCAGAAUUGGACCAGAACUCCAAGUCCUUUUGAAGAUAGGACAGCUUUUCCUUCUAAAUUGGAGAGCACCCCCACCACCAGCCCUUUGCCUGAAAGGAAAGAUCAUAUCAAAGAAUCUCCUGAAGCAGCUAGCACUUUUUCUCCAGGAGUAGCGUGGGAGUAUCAUGAUUCAAAUGCUAACAGAAGUCUUAGUAAUGUCUUUUCACAUAUUCAUUGCCGUCCAGAGUCUUCUAAAAGUGUUAUUGCAAUGAGCAAGAGUACAGAGAGGCUUUCCCCAAUGAUGAGAGAUUUAAAAACUAGUAAAUUUAAGAAGUCGCAAAGUAUUGAUGAGAUAGACAUCGGUACAUAUAAAGUUUAUAAUAUUCCAUUAGAAAACUAUGCAUCCCGUAAUGACAAUGCAGGAACCCAUGAAAGACUAGAUAAAAUGAUAGGACAGGAGCAUGGUAUGUCUAGUAUGUCUCGUAGCCAAUCUGUACCAAUGCUAGAUGAUGAGUUGCUGAGUUAUGGAAGUGUUAAGGUACAGCAGCAGCAAAAGCCUUCUGUUACCAAAAAAGUCUAUCAGUUUGACCAAAGCUUCAAUCCUCAAGGAGCAGUGGAAGUUAAAGCAGAAAAGAGGAUACCACCACCUUUUCAACACAAUCCAGAAUAUGUUCCCCAGCAGAGUAAAAACAUUGCCAAGGAUUUGGUUAGUCCAAGAGCCUAUAGAGGCUAUCCCCCCAUAGAGCAUAUGUUUUCAUUCUCUCAGCCUUCAGUUAAUGAGGAGGCUGUUAAUGCUCAGUUCUCAACCCAGGGAUCAAGGUCAGGAUUUUUGAGAAGAGCUGAUUCAUUGGCAAGCUCCACUGAAAUGUCAAUGUAUAGAAGAGUAAGCGAACCUCACGAACUGCCUCAGAGUGAUAGGUAUAGCAGACCUCAGUAUAGAGCAGCUAUGGAACGCCAAAGCAGUAUCUCAGUGUCUGAAACCCAGUUCCUCAAAAGAAAUGGCAGGUAUGAAGAUGAACACCCUUCAUAUCAAGAAGUGAAAGCCCAGUCUGGAAGUUUUCCAGUUAAAAACCUUACGCAAAGGAGGCCAUUGUCUGCAAGAAGCUACAGUACAGAGAGUUAUGGUACAUCUCAGACUAGGCCAGUUUCAGCUCGGCCUACAAUGGCAGCUCUGUUGGAAAAGAUACCAUCGGACUAUAACUUGGGUAACUAUGGUGAAAAGCCUUCAGAUAACAGUGAUGUAAAGACAAGGCCUACCCCUGUGAAGGGAAAUGAGAGCUGUGGUAAAAUGCCUGCAGACUGGAGACAACAGCUACUUAGACAUAUAGAAGCUAGAAGGUUAGACAGGACCGCUGCUUACAAACACCACACUGUUAACCUUGGCAUGCUGCACUCUGGAGGUUUGUCAGCAAUGCAUGCAGGCAGAAGCAUGACUUUAAACUUGCAGACUAGAUCUAAAUUUGAAAACCAAAUUCAGCAAGAGCUACCUCUACCAAAAACCCCAUCACAGCAGAGUAACAUUCUAGACAAUGGACAAGAAGAUGUUUCUGCUAGUAGCCAAUGGAAUCCAUAUCCACUUGGAAGGCGGGAUGUGCCACCAGAAACCAUUACUAAAAAGGCAGGUAGCCAUAUCCAGACUUUGAUGGGAUCUCAAAGCCUACAACAUCGGAGUCGAGAGCAGCAAUAUGAAGGAAACAUGAAUAAAGUGACCAUUCAGCAGUUUCAGUCACCACUGCCAAUUCAGAUCCCUUCUUCGCAGAGCUCUCGGGCACCUCAGGCGGGACGGUGCUUAAUCCAAACCAAAGGGCAGAGGAGUAUGGAUGGUUAUCAGGAGCAGUUUUGUGUGAGAAUAGAAAAGAAUCCUGGCCUUGGAUUUAGUAUCAGUGGUGGAAUAAGUGGACAAGGAAAUCCAUUCAAACCUUCUGAUAAGGGUAUCUUUGUUACUAGGGUUCAGCCUGAUGGACCAGCAUCCAGCCUGCUCCAGCCUGGUGAUAAGAUCCUUAAGGCAAAUGGACACAGUUUUGUACAUAUGGAACAUGAGAAAGCUGUAUUACUACUGAAGAGUUUCCAGAAUACAGUAGACCUAGUUAUUCAACGUGAGCUUACUGUCUAAGUAUUUUUUAUAAAUAGUAAACAUAUGUCUAGCCAGAUCUAACGUUCAAACAGAAAUUUAUACAUAGGAAACAAAUUUUGCCAAUUGCUGGACCAAUGGCAAACAUUAGUGCCAAAUGUAUAAUACUAUAUGUUAGUACUGCGCCUCUUGAAAAAUGUUAACUAUAUAAAUAUGAUGUUCAUGUGGUUAUGUAUUAGUUUUAAUUGUCAGCCUCUGGCUGUGCAUUGGUGCAGUUUCUUUUUUAAUCAAGUUACUUCUCAAAGUGGAUUUCAUAAACUUCAGAACACAGAAGCACACAAAAGCUCUUUAUGAAUUCUGCUGUCCAUCAAAAAUACUGCCUCAAAGUUGUAUAUAUCUUUAUAAAGAAAAACAUAUAUUGAGUUGUAAUUCCCAUAAAAUAUUUCUAUCACCAGUGCUAUACUAAAAGAAAGAUUAUAGAGAAAAAAUAUUUUCAUAGACACCACUAAGAAAGUAAAUAUUAAAUUUGAACUUUAGUAUGUUGAUUUUUUUCAAUGCAAAUAUAUAUAUAUGCCUUAUAGAAGUAACUGUACAAGUACAGUGUUUAGUGCUGAGUCCAUACUAAUUAGCUGAAUUAUUGCAAUACAGGGUGAAAUACUUCAUAAAUUAUACUUUCAAGCCUGGGACCUAAACAUAAUAGUCUAGGCAAAAUUAAUUGCUUUUGUCUGAUCCUUUUAGCUGAUUACAUGUAAGCUUGUGAAACAGACAUAAUUUUAGAUAGUGAUGUUCCUCAAAUAAAAGCAGUGAGUAGUGGUUAGCAGGAAAAACUAAUGCUUUAUUUUUGUGAAUUUUUUAAUUUAUUUAAAAUUAUAGAGCCCUUUCAAUAAACUUUGAUUCCCAAUUCUCCCACCAGACUAUAAUACCCCUGAGUAAGGAGGGCCAAAUCUAGCCCUUUGUGGGCAGCAGUCCCAUUGAAAUAAGUGGGACUACGCAGGUACAAUGCAUCGCUAGUAAGACUAGAUGACAUUUAAAAUAUUUUCUCUCUGAGGUGUGCUAUAUAAAUACCAGUAGGUAAAUCUCAGUGCAGUUCUAAGGGGACAGGAAUAGAUACAGCACAAAACUACAUUACAUUGGUGUUAUUUCAGUAAUCCAAGUUUUAGUAAUUCCUACAGCUGACAGCAUGGAAAAUCAAUUUCUGUGCCAUGGAUAAGUCUACAUAUGUUGGGUAAAUCCUGUUUCCAUUGAAGUCAAUGGUAAAAAAUUGUGACUGCUAAUGAGAGUUUUUGAAGGAAAUAAAUUGAGUAUUCCAAAUUGGUUUUAUUAAAUUUGAACAUUUUUAAAAAACACAAAUCACCUAAAUUGUGACUAUUGUAGAUUUUAAAGGUUACUAUCAAGAACUUUUUAGUUAAUGUGAGGUGUUUCUCUAUUGCGUAUGUAAUGCUGACAGACCCUGGUUGGCAACAGGCAGGACUGAACUGGGGACCUCUGGAGCUUAGUGCAUAGCCAAUGCUGUAGAGCUGACUCAAUCUCUCGCUCUGAGUGGUCUUGAUGCCACUAGAUGGGACAGAACAUCACCCCCCAAGAGGUGUGUGGGUUAUACUCACACUAACUAAAGUUUUCCCUUUCCCCUCUGAUUAUUUUACAUAUUAAUUAGUUUAAUUAAAAUAUAUAAUUAAACUUUUUUUUUUAAAGUCAGUUUAUGUAAUGUUCUGUCUAUUAUAUGGUCUUCUGUUGCUCAUUAGAUAUCUGAGGUGGGGCUUGUUCCCUCAUGAAUGUUUUGAAUUGUCUUAUUUGGAUUUCAUUUAUUUUCAGCUGGCAUCUGGCAGCUGUUGCAAUGUGACAAUACAGCUGGAGAUUUGGUCAGUCAGCUUCAUCACAAUGACAAAUUGUGGUUCUGAAGCAACUGGGAACUUUGGGUGCAUAGGAAUGCAGGGUUAGGGCUUUUGUUUGUAUUUACACGUUUCCUGGUUUUAAAAUGGUGACUGGUCACAUCCCCUUUAUUAUUUGCUUUCCACAAACAUGAAUGAUUACACGUCUUACUGCAAAACUGGAAAGUUUAUUCCAAACCUGCACGUGUAAGUUCUCACAGAAAACAAAUGUUCAUUUUGUACAAGUCCUCAUACUGGAAGUGCUGCUGCACUCAUCCAAUCAGGAGGCAGAAAUACCACCAUGUAACUUAUCUGACUACAACUGAUCCAUACCAGCUCUAAUUUUAAAUAUUUACACCCAAAUAGUUUGAAUUUAGUUAUUCUUUCACCUAAGAGUACAGAGGAGAUUUCAAAUUCCUCUAUUCAAAGAUAUUCAGCAAAUAAAUUCAAAUGAGUUAUUCAGUUAUUUGUGGCAGCCUGGGGUGCAGGAAUGCAGCAUCUUUAAUGAUGUACAGACGCUCCCUGGGUUACGCAAACCCGCAUUUACGGAAAAAGUUCCUUAAGGGGUUUUUUGUUUUGUUUUUUUGCGUAAUUGUCAGGUAUAUGUCCUCAACUUACGCAAAAUUCGACUUACGCAAGCAGAGCCAUAACUAGGGAUUUUUGCCCCCGAGGCAAAGGACGGGGUGGCACGUCCAGCUCUUCAGCAGCGGGUCCCUCUCAGAGGGAAGGACUUGCCACCAAAGGAGAGACUUUCUGCGUCCCUCACCUUCCGCCUCACUCGCCUCGCCCUCCUUAUGGCACUGUAUGCAAGGUGUUCCAGAACGGAACGCUUGCGUAAGUCAGGGAGCAUCUGUAACAGCGGCAGAAUUGCAAAGGCCAUUAUUCAAAUUGUCAGCAUCAUCAGCUAUCCCUUUCGUAAUAAAACAGUCAAGAGAUGCUCACAUCCAUUUUUUACAUGCAGAAAUUCACUCAAUGUAAACACACUAAAUGUAAUACAUUCUGUGGGAAUUUCAUUGUAAUUUAUUUGCAUAGCUCAAACAUAUCCCUUGACUUCCCUUGGCAAGAAAACUGAGUAAAUAAAAAAUUAGUUUUGAGUCAUGUUGUAACAUUGCCUACUACAUCCCUCUCCUAAGCGAAACUAGAAGACAGAAUCCUGAAGCAUGUUACAAAAUUAAAUAUUUUAUUUAUAUAGCACCAAGAUGUGGUAGGCUUUUUUACAGAGACAAGUGGGAUGACGAGGGUUCUGCCCUAGGGAGCCUACAAACUACAUAGACAACAUAUUGAAGAAAGAUGUAAUAUAACAAAAGCCAAGUGAUCUUUUGUGUCACAUUUUGUUCUGAUGGAUUUUUGAUUACGUACACUUAUUAUGCCAGUGUGGUUUGUAAGCCUGAGUGUUACAAGAUACAAGUAGUUUUUUUAUUCUCCCUACCUCUCCUCCAGCUCUUUCUUGUCCAUUAUAUAGUCAGCUAUGUCUAGAUCUGCAUUUGGAGACUUUAAACUUCCCCCUUAAUUAAUGAAGUCUUUGUUGGGAAUAAAACCAGACAUUCCAGUGGAACCUCUGUCACAUUUAAGGCCUGAUGCUGCAGAUUUUGGAGUCAAUGGAAGCUUGGCUAAGUAAAAGAGCUUUUCCUGGUAAGUGAGCAGGAGUUCAGGCUUUUCGUACAGACAGUAGUUGAGCUUCAAGAUGCGUCUUCCCCACCCCUAUCUCCCAAAAAGCAAGCAUGAUUCUCUUUGUACUUUGUUGUAUUUAUAAACAAAUUGGCAGAGGGGAUGCUCAUAUUUUGAGCAAUGAAGGAAGUCUUCAUUGUGGCUAAUUAGUAUGUGGUGUUCUUGUUUUGAUGUAACACACUUGUCUUUUCUGGAGCGAUUCAAUAAAUGCAAUUAGGAAGUCACCUAUUACAUGCAUGGAUACCUUGGUUCAGCUAUCUUGUUAAACUUGAGAUUCUAGGGCAGGUACUGGCAGCAGAUGAAUAGCAUAUAUAUGAUGUGGCACCCUGGAGUAUAUUGCAUAGAUGUGGUUAUUUUCAUGUUUCGUCAAUGAGUUCUGAGGCAGGCAGCUGUGAUCUCAAAAUUGCAUAUAGGUUCCUGGGUCCAGGCUAUUAGCUAGUACACACUACACCAUGUGCUUUCAUAUCAAGUACACAAUACCUAAAGCUCAGGAAUUUUUUUUUGUAGCUACUAAAGAGAAUUUUUGACAAGGACUUAAACAUGGUGUUUUAGAAAUAAAACCAGAAACUCCAAAUUGCCUUUGGAACUUCUACCUUUUUCAAUUUCCAGCUUUCUGUCAGCUUUCAGCUGUGCUAAAUUUGUUCCCAUGGUAACAUUUCUGCUAGCAGUAAAACUGUGACACUGCUUUUUAGGUUUCUGCACAACAAAGCUCAUCUAGUGCUACUCAAGUAAAGGUUAGAUUAAAAGUGCAGGGCAUUGCUACAAUUCCCUUGUUCUGGUUUUACAGCAGCU
Trachemys scripta elegans is the source of this 9725-nucleotide messenger RNA. It is a transcript of the gene LRRC7, whose product is annotated as leucine rich repeat containing 7. The record is from RefSeq and is a predicted model, not a curated record. Gene Ontology annotation, molecular function: protein binding. The transcript has 26 exons. Lineage: Eukaryota; Metazoa; Chordata; Testudines; Emydidae. The coding region runs from base 1057 to 5439 and encodes 1460 amino acids. Gene Ontology annotation, cellular component: postsynaptic density; postsynaptic membrane; adherens junction. Gene Ontology annotation, biological process: neurotransmitter receptor transport, endosome to postsynaptic membrane; neurotransmitter receptor transport postsynaptic membrane to endosome.